AUGCCGGAGAGCACGCACCGCUGUGAGCCCUGUGGCCGCUCGCUGCCAGCCUCGGCCUUCUCCAAGCGCCAGCUCUCUCGACGCCCAAAGGCGUGCAAGGCGUGCGUGCAGGCCGUCGAGACUGCCGAGCAGCACGUCGCCGCCUCGCGAGAGGUGGAGAUUGCCCGGCUGCAAGCCACGCGCCGGCUGCGCCGGCAUCUCUCGUCGCUGUGCGCCGAGGCUGGCAUCGAGCCUCCGCUCAUGGCGUUUGACCGGUGGAUGGCUCGGAGCAAGCUGUCCGAGCCGAGCCCGCUCGACCCGCUCCUGCCCGCUGCGGUGGGCGCGGACGAGGGCCUCGUCAAGGACCUCUGCCGGACGGGCGGGGCGGGGCGCACGGAGGCUGCUGCCGCGGUCGCGCUGCAGCUUGCAGAGGCGGCGGGGCGUGCAAUCGAGCGGCUGAAGGGAGGCGGCGGAGGCGGGGAGGGCGGCCUAGUAGAAGUCCACGUUCACGGCCCGCUCCUCCGCCUCUCGCUGUCGAGUGCUCCGGGAGGGACGCACGUAGACGUGUCGCACGAGCACUAUGCCAAGCUCGCGGCGCUGCACGCCAAGCACGCGCCGUCGGUGGCGGGCAACCUGCGCACGCGCGUGCUGUGCAUGAUGCUGCGCUACCAGAGCCUCGGCGCGCACGGUAAUCAGUGCGCGCUUCCGCCCGCCGGAUUCGAGGUGCUGAGGCAGCGGCUCGGCAUCCGAUUCGAGUGCUUUGCGUCGCCGCUCAACGCGCGGUACGACCGCUACUGCUCCGCCUUUGCCGACACGGACGCGGCAUUCGGCUCGAUCGGCUCCUUCUUCGGCUUCCGGCCCACCCACGGCUCGUUCGAGUGCAACCCUCCCUUUGUGCCCGAGGCGCCGCUUGCGGCAGUGCGGCCGCCGGUGCUGCUCGCGGCGGUCAAGCACGCCGAGGCGCUCCUCUCCGCCGCCGAGGCGAGCGGCGGCGCGCUCUCGUUCGCCUUCGUCGUCCCGAGCUGGGAGCGAGUCCCCUUCCACCACCAGCUCUGCAGGUCCGCCUUCCUGCGUGGCGGCGCGCCUCUCCGCCUCGCCGCAGAGGCACACGGCUUCGUCGACGGCGCGCAGCACCUCAAGGCGGCCGCGGGGGACCGGCUCCGCGUCUCGUCCUUCGCCUCGACGGUCGGAGUCCUGCAGACCGCCGCCGCAGCCGAGAGGUGGCCGGUCGACGCCGCGCUCUACUCGCGGCUCUCCGCGGCGUUUGCGGGCGCGCUGCCCAGUGCGGAAGCCGCGCAGGACCGCGUGCGGCGUGGCGGAGGCGACGCGGUCGCGCUGCUGUUGCAGCGACGCGCGCAGGCCGAUGCCGCGGCGGAGGGCGGGGGGGAGGGCGAGGCGACACAAGGCGAAGCCGUCUUUCCGCAGCCCACGAGCCCCGUCUCGGAGCCGCAGCCACCAAUCGUCGCUCCGCCGCGAGACGUCGCAUCGCCGCGAGAGGCUGCGGCGGAGGCACCCUCAGCUCCCACAGCAGUCGGGCCGCGCUUCGCCUCCCUCCUCGGACUGCUCCCGCCCAUCUCGCUCCUCGUCGCGUGGCGGCGCAACGUGCGGCAGGCUGAGUCGGAAGCGGCCGUGGCGGAGGCGCAGGCGACCGAGCUGGAGGUUGCGGCGAACAAGCUGGCAGAGGCGGCGGUGCUGGCCAAGGCGCAGGCGGCGACGGCGGCGGAGCGCGCGGAGGAGCUGCAGGGCAAGGCGAAGCGGGCUGCGGCCCUCUGGCCGUUGGCAGAGGGCGGGGGCGCGCUGAGGGAGGCGGAGGCGGAGGCGGCGGAGGCGGCGGCAGAGGCAGAGGGCUCUCUGCUGGUGGGCCGCCUCCUGUCGCAGGCGGCGGAGGCGGCCGCUGCGGAGGCGGGUGCCGCCGCGGAGUCCGCGGUGGCCGAGGUUGCGGUGCUGCCGCCGGCGGCGGCAGUCGCGGCUGCGGAGACAACCAGGGCGGAGCGGACCAUCCCGGCAGGGACACCGGCGUCCGAACUGGCGGCGUCGGCGGCAGAGGCGACGCAGCUGGGGGCUGCGGAGGAGCUGGAGGCAGCGCUGCCUGUCACUGUGGGCCGAGGGUCGGCGCGGAGCGAGAGCAAGUGGCUCUGGAAAGGGGCGACGGCGGCUCUGUCGACGGGGGCUGCGGGGGCCACGCUUCAAGAGGGAUACGCGGCGGCCACGACGUCGGCGGCAGCGACGACAGCGACGACAGCGGCGGCGGCGCCAGCGGCUGCGGCGACAUCCCUGGCAGGCCCCGAGCAGGGUCGCCCCGUUCUCCCUCCCGAGUCGGACGAGUCGGCCGGCGGGCAGGCUCCGUCAGGGGUGAGACGGUUCGCCCUCCGGAGGGCGGCCCUCGCGGCGGAGGCCGUGGUGCGGACCAACCAGCUGCUCGACCCGAAGCGAGUCGAGUGCUCCGCCUGCCCGAACCUGCCCGAGGGCGGGGGCGGCAGGCUGCCUCCGCGCCUGGCGGCCCUGCUCGCACAGGCCUCCCUCCGCUCCUCCCUCGCGCUGCUCUGGCUCACCCGCCUCUGGGAGACGCCGCCGCGCGGAGCCGGCCUGCUGCCCGCCCUCCGCCUCCUCCGCCUCUCCGCCGCCACCGCUCUCGCCGCGGGCCUCACACUCGGCCUCGCGGCCGCCGUCGGGGCGUUGGCCCGGCCUCUCCCGCCCGCGCUCUCGCCGCUCCUCCCGCAGCUUCUGCUCCCGCGCGGUGUGCCGCUGGCGCCGUCGGCGCUGCCCCCGCGCCUGGCACGCUAG
Messenger RNA from Emiliania huxleyi CCMP1516, 2763 nucleotides. RefSeq lists its product as hypothetical. The coding region runs from base 1 to 2763 and encodes 920 amino acids. The transcript is spliced from 4 exons. Gene Ontology annotation, molecular function: RNA polymerase II C-terminal domain binding; mRNA (2'-O-methyladenosine-N6-)-methyltransferase activity. NCBI's taxonomy places the organism in Eukaryota, Haptophyta, Isochrysidales, Noelaerhabdaceae. The record is from RefSeq and is a predicted model, not a curated record.